AUGAUACUAUUCAUAGUGUACAAUCACGUCGGCUUUUCACCGGCAGAAAUUCUUAUAGACCAGUCGCCAGCUCACCUUAAAAAUGGCUGCAUCUGCAAUCAUAAGAAUGUAACAUACAAUUUCUGUUACCAAUUACCUUCAAAUCGGCUAAUCAAAGGAAAGCGUUUCAAUUGCAAUUUUUCUUCAUACCUUGAAGAGUUUGGGAUCUUGUCCUCAUCCAAUAUCAUUGACUUGGAAACUAAGGAGAUGCCUAUGCCCGCGUUCGUGACUGCCAUGUCUGAAAAUCACUAUGCAGAAGGGCUCACCUUGGUACGAUUUGUUUGCAUUAGCUGUGCUAAGAACUGGCGAGGAGAAUAA
Messenger RNA from Cylicocyclus nassatus, 357 nucleotides. NCBI's taxonomy places the organism in Eukaryota, Metazoa, Nematoda, Chromadorea, Rhabditida, Strongylidae. The record is from the annotation of a GenBank genome assembly.